GAGGCAGCGUCUAUAUGCUUGCAUGAGGCCAUGGGGUCCAGGGACUGUGUUCUGCUCCUUCUGAGUGGGGGUGGGGGGGUUUGCUCAGAGUGGAGAAGCCCUGGUCAGCUCCAGGGCUAAAGCUGCCUCGCCCGCUGUGCCCACAGCCCGGGCACAAGGCCAGGGUCCACGUGCCCAUUCACACCCGGAGCUUCCUGGGGGGACGUGCUCGAGCUCCUGCCCCGCCCGCCCCUGCUCUGGGACAGGGCCCAUCCCCAGGGGCACUGGGCCCUCUCUGCUCUCUCAGGUCGCCUGCUGUAUCAGAGGUCCUUUUCUUGGUGCCUGGUAUUGAUCUCCAAGACCAGAGAAUCACAGUCCCUGUGUGAGGACACCCCACCUGGCCCCAGAGAGCUCUGUCCAGAAGGGGACACACUGGGCGUGGGACUGUAGCAAGGAGACACACACAUCUCUGAAGGUCAGCCGCUCGCCUGCGACUCUUAAAUCCUGGUUGCUUUCUUGUAAUGACUCUUGCUAGUGUUGCUGAGUUUACAUGGAAAAGAUGAAAAGCCUCUUCCUGCAUCUUGGGUCCCAACAUCCUCGGGACCCCAGUCUGUGAGGCUUCUCUCUUGUUCAGAAAUUCGGGAGGGGUUUGAACCUCAGUGCACUAACGGCUGUCCUGGAGGGGUUUGAACCCCAGUGCACUAACGGCUGUCCCUGAGUGUUCAAGCCUUUUUACUUCGGCCGCUCCCCACCAAGGAUGGGUGUCAGGGUAACACACAGUGAGCCCCCCAUGGGGCCGGGGUGAAGACCCACAACCACAGAGCACAGCGCUGAUUUCUGUCACUCGGGCUUGGAGGAGGGUCUUGGUCUGACUGGUGGAAAUUAUUUUGUCUAUAAAGACACUACUUGAAACCUUCUAAACUCAACAUUUUUUGCAACCUGACCUUUCACGUUGCCAGUGCACAUAUGCCAGUGACCAUCUCUCCUUUGUGAUGGCUUCCAGCUAGGAUGACACUGGCCGCAGGUGACGAGCGUACUCACACACCCUGCUAGCCUCAGUGCUGGAGGCAGGGGCGCCGGCAGGCGAGCGGCGGUGCUGCCUUUGUCCGUCGCUCCACAUGACUGCUGCUUCCUGCCUGUGGCCCAGAGUGACCGCUCAAGCCGUCUUCACGCCCAUGUACCCGUUGAGGCUGGGGUACCUGCUUGACUCACAGGGUGGAGUCUUGUGGCUGCCCCUAAUUGCAAGGAGGCUGGCAGUCGAGUCCUGAGGUGAGCAGUGGGCCAGGCCCAGCCUGCCCUAGCUGGGAGGUGGUGCAGCCCGGCGCUGAGACAGGCCCUGGGGCCUUCAUAGGGCCAUGCGUGCAGUCCAAGGACUCCUACAUCACAUUUGAAGAGAAGCCGCCGUGGAGAAAUGCCUGCCCGGUCGCUGAGCAGGACAAAACCGUGCCCUCCUCUCUCCAGCCUGUGCCUUGUGCUUCCUGCUCUGAGGAAGGUCCUGGGGUCUGUGUCCCCCGAGGGGCUCCCGGCUGAGCUGCUGCAGCGCUGGGCAUAGAUGGGGCCUAUGUGGGGCUGUCAGGCAGCAAGCGCCCAACAAGCUAGGUUCCCCGUGCUGUCCAGAAGUCCAGGCUCUCGACUGCUGCUGUGGGUCUUUGGGUUUUGACAGGCGCACAGCUGGGUCCCAUGCAGACCUGGACAUCGGCGGGAUGGCCGUCUGUUCCUUUCCCCCUUCUGCGCCUGCUGAAAGGGCCCGGGCGGGCCCCUGCUGAGCCCCAGGGGGUGCGUGGAGGUGAGCCCUGGCCUUGGGGUGGGGAACCCGAUGUGUCUAGGCCGCUCUGAGUCAGGCUCCCUGUUACUGCAGUUGGAUAUGUUCCUAAUGUUGGUGGGGAGAGACCAUCCAGGCUUCCCCAGGGAGCAGGUGCCCACUGGAGGGGCAGCACUGCUGGACCCCGAGAGCUGCCUGGGAAUGCUGUGUUCCUUGCGCCCUGGAGUGAGGACCCUGGGUCGGGAGAUGGUCGCCACUGUUGUAGCCAUUGCCUCAACCCCCCGAAGCUCGGGCCGGAGUCCCGCACCUGCUCCAGGGGCAGAGGCCAGAGCACCGGGAAAACCUAGUGGCCCGAGAUACCCAGAACCCCCCGACAGCCCCAGAUGGGUGAUCCAUGGACCCUCUCUCAGGCUUUGCCACCCCCCCAGAGCUGUGUGGGUGUGUGUGGGCCCCCCAGGAGGGACGGAGGUUCCUGUGACCUGGGCCGCGCCCCCUCCCCCCCCGGGGGACAUUGCUACACAAGUGAGGGUCCUCUGAGGCGAUUUCCUGACUGACAAUGUUCAGAACCAGGUGGAAAUCCUGGCUUUUCUUGACUCAGAUUUGGUGGGGGUCUUUCAGACAGGCGUUCUGCAGCCCAUGGGAGCAGGUGGGAGAGAGCAGCUGGUGGUCCCCUUCUGUCCGUCCUGUCUCCUGAGCUUCAGGCUGCCCGCCCAGACCCCCCUGACUCCACCUCCCCACUCCCAGGGCCGGCCUGGUGUCUUGGAGGCCCCAAGGCUACACCCCACCUCCAUUGUGUCAUGCCUGCAUGGGGAGGGGGCUUAGUGGCCAAUGACUGGACAGUCGCCCAGCCUUCUGCCCCCCUGGCAUCCCUGUGUUCUGGAGGAGCCCCCACCAGGCUGGGCCGUCCGUCCACAGCCAGGCACACGUUCAGCCGUCAUCCUGAAACCCUGUCAGGGCGUAAGCACAGCCUUCGAGGGCACCCACCCCUGCCUGCCUGGACGCAUGCCCGGUGGUCUCUUUCUGCUGCACCUUUGUGGGCCGCUGCGUCCUGGCAGACACCCCAGAGGGAGAAGAACCACAGGGAAAGCCCCGUCACCCUGUUGGCCUUCUCUGGGCACCGUGUGUCCUCCCUUCCCCCCACUUCUAGUCCUGUGCGCUGAGGGGGGGGGGGCGGCCCCAGCCCCCUCCCUGUUCUUGCUGCCUCUUCUCUGGGCUUGCCAAGAAUGCCGGGAAAUUAGGGGGAGGGGACACAGGAAAUGCCUCCAUCCCUCUAAGGACAGCUCCAGCUGCAAGUGGAGGGAGCUGGGGGAGGGGCGCGGCCGGCGGAAAGUUGUCCCCCCGCCAAGGCCAGCCCGCACAUCCCAGCCCUGCAGACAGAAGGGCUCUUUCUCCCCAGCUUUGGCCCAUUGUGAGUGUCCUUUGAGAGGAGACGCCGAGGGCCGGUCACCAGUGGUCUCCUUGGCACAGGCAGGUCUGAGAGAGGCGAGGUGUCGUUCCUGCAGCCUUAACGCGGGGUCUUUACAAAGCAGGUUGAGUGGGGACCCUGCCCCUGAACCACUUAGGAAGCAGGUGCGCAGUGGUGGCCUGAGUCUGCUCCCACCCAGAGGUGCCCCCGUAAGGGCCAACCUCAGCCCCUUCUCCGGAGGCCACCCUGCAUGUCACCCCCACCAAGGGAGGGCCUCAGCAUACCCUGGCCUUUGUGCAGGAGCCUGUUUUCCAGGGACCACGGCCCGCCAAACAGUCCAGGAUGGUAAACAGUCCAGGAUGGUGCUCCCGGCCUUCUCACCCCUCCGGUGCUGUGGCCUUGCUCCUUCUUGGUGGCUUCUCCCGGAAGUGUCCUGGGGAGGCCGUGUUAUGUGACAUCUCACAUGCACCGCCUAGAAAGAUAAACCCAGUCUAGAAAACACUGAGGAGACAGCUACAGUAUAGAUACUUAAAAAAUGCACUAGGAGACCCCCGUCAUCCAAUUAGGUCGUUUGAACUCCAGUCUUAGAGUUGAGGGUCAGAGCCGAGGUGGACUUAGUGGACACGGGAGGGGGGCAUGGGCAUCCCUGCUGUGACCUGGGCCUCGGCAGAGCAGGCCCAGACCCACUGCCAGGGCUCAGCCACGUUGCUGUGGUGGGAGGCGGGGCUUUCCAAAACCAUGGAAACGCUUGUGUUCCCUGCUCCCACUGGCUCUAACACCAGCCCCAGCUGUCUACCCUUAGUCCCAGGGCCUGGAGGGGCUGCUGGUCACCCUCCCCCUCUGCCGAGGAGAAGGUACAGGAGGGCACCUGUUCUUAUUCCCCAAGUGAGCUGCUGCUUUGCCAAGAGAUCCCCGAGAGAGCCCUUCCACCCCCGUGUGGUCCUGGCUUCAUGCAGUGAGGGAAGGUGGGGACGGUGCCGGGCCACUGUUGCCAUUGGCUCUGGGGCCAGGUCCUAUGCCCGUUCCCUGGUGCAGGGAUGUCACCUGGACACUGGCCUGGCGGCCUUAGUGCCCUGGCGGCCUUGGUGCCCUGAGCCCUAGCCGCCUCCAUCCCCCAGGCCCUGGUCCUGGGUGGGCCUCUUGCCGUGUCAGGGCCUGGAGCCUGUCCUUGGGAGCGUUUGGGGUCUUGGAGCCAGCUGACCCAUUCUUGAGUUGUGACGAAUUCUGCAGUUGGGAGGUGUCACGGUUCCUGUCAGAGGGUGGGACACGUUCUGGUAGUGAUCCCACUACCCGAACUACAUCGCGUGUGCUCUGCUGCUGGCUGCUCCGAGGCAGCGGGGCUGCCCCAUGUCGCCCGUUUCUCAGAGGACCAGUCAGGUGUGGUCUGAGGUGUCUGGGUUCUCCCCGGUGCCCCCCUACCCCACCCCCGGCUCAGGCUCCAUGGCACACACAGUCCUGGCUCUCCUCAGGGUCCCUGGGGGCCAGCUUCCCCUGAGCCUGAGGUGGCUCCCCAGCUGCUGGGCAGGGCCUGGCAAGAGCCCUUGUCCCCCACCCACAGGGCAGUGACAGCCUCAGGCUGGAGUGCUGGAUGCCCUUGGAGACCACUGUCCUGUUUAUCAGUGCAUGAAAGCGCCUGCCAUUUUGUGGAGUGAGUGUUCUGUCCGUGUAUGGGGAGGGGGGGGCUGUCCUGGAACCACUCUGGGGGCCCUGCCUUCUGUGUGCCUUUCAGAGCUGGGCUCCAGCUCCUGGUCUCCACAUUCAGAACACAGUCCUGUCGUUGCAGACCCUUGAGCCAUCUUCCAGCCCCAGCACUGGGGAUGCACUGGGGACUGACCAGUCAGCGGUGUCUGGUCCCUUGUCAGCCUCGAGUUCUGAGCUGCCCUGCACAGCCGGGCACUGCCGCCCGUCCACUCGGGCUGGCUCAGUGUUGUGUCGGUUUCUAUGGAGAGAAAACAUCGAGGGCGUCUGCGAAGCCUGGGAGGAGGCCGAGGCGCCAGGAAGCAAAACAGACCCAGCGGCGUGGGCGGGGCUGGCUGCUGGUUUCCACUUCCUGGCUGGGAAGCAGAAGAAAGUGUGCUGUCGCUGGGGUUGCCUGUAAGGCCAGGACCAGACCUUCAGCAAGAGUGGGACCUGACCCUGGGGGGACCUGCCCAGAGGGACCUUUAGGCAGCCACAGAGUGGAGAGCAGCCCCCCCGGGAACCCCUGUCUUGCUGGCAGGAGUGUGCAGCUGGGCAGACGGCUGCUGAGGGUCUGGGGCCAGACCGGCUGUGCUGUGGUAUGACCGGCUGGUCUUUCUUACUUGCUCUACACGCCUCCCCCGGACCCCACCUCCCAUGCCCUCCUUGCCUCAGCCUCAGUGCUCUGUGCUGGGUCCUGCUGUCUCUCAGGGCCUCACAGGCAGGGGUGUGGUGGCCUCUGCAAAGGUGAGGGGCUGAGGCCACCUCCCCCUGCUUGUCACACACUGCUGCCUCUUGGCUGCCAGUUCCUUAGAGUCCCUCCAGGGGAACCUAGGCCCUGACGUGGCCCCUCCCUGGCCGACAGCAGGACCCUCGGGAGGUUCCCCAGGUGCAGUGCUGCACAGGGCCCCCUGAGAUCCCCCUGCACCCCAAGAUCUCCCUGUACCCCGAGAUUUGCCAGGGUGAGAGUGGACAGCAGUUUCGGCCAUCCUCGUUUGGGGGCGACUGUCCUUGCAGUGUGGCUGGGUGGAGAGGGGAGUUUAGGGAUAACACUUCUGCUUUUCUGUACAAAUCACCCCAAAACUAGAACUUCUGAAGAUAGAGAAGAAACUUAUUUUUUGUCAUUUGAAUGAGGUGCCCAGAAAACAUUUUUGCUGUCACUGAAACAGUUUUAUUACUUCGUGCUUGGAUCUCCUGGAACAUUCUUGAGUAGUGGUGGUAGAUGGUGUGUUGUGCUCUGGCCCAGCAGCUGUGGAGCCGUUUUUGUGGAAACAAGCUGACUGUGUGUGGCGCGGGUGCUGCCUGGUGUCUGGUGGGUUUGCCUGCCCUGCCUCUGCCGGCUGAGUGUGCAUGGGAAGGCGUCAGCACGUGGGCUUGAUUUCCUUUGGAAGGUUUUGUUUUUUAACAGAUUAGAAAAUGAUUUCCACGUUCCCAUGUCGCGUGAGCAGAGGCCCUCAGCUGCGAGGCUCCCAGCAGGGUGGCCACCUGGUGACACUCGCAGGUGCUCCGGGCUCCUCUGUGUGGCUGGCUGUCAGCUCCAGUGUGGCCACUGUGGGAAACCCUUUACCCUGAGCUCUUCCGGGACGAGUGAGUCUGACCUGGGCCCUCGCAGGCGCCUCCUGUAGGACCCGUGUGGACAUGUUGCGUCCAGGGGUGCCAACGGGAGUCACGGGGCCCUUGUCCAGGAAGCAGGAAGAAAGUACAAAAGCUGUUCGCCAAUGCCCCUCAACUUGUCUUGGUGGGUUUUAUGGCUAUUUAGCACAUUGUGGACCAGUGACGCAGAUUUGCGUCUCUAUAUUUAAAUGCCCCGUCCUCAAUAUGUUUGUCAUGUCAAGUACAGAAAGAGUAAAAACUUUAGUGUCUGCCGAAAGUGUCAUCGCUUAUCUUCAGUGUGCUGUGCCAGUGUUCCACGCACACAUGAGAACGUGUGCAUGUUCUGCACAAGACACGGGUCCCUGAAACGGCGCAGUCUGCUUUAUGCCAGAACGUGCGCCUGUCUCAUUCUGAGCAGAGCAGGAGACCGCGCAGCUGUGCUGGUUCACAUGUUGGUCCCACGACCUGCACUCGAGAGCCCGGGACGGGCUACGGGGUCGCCUUGUCCAGCCCUCCUUCCUUCCACGGUUUGGUGUCCGGCGUGGGUCCAGAGACAGGGAGCGCUGGCCGAGUGCGGGGUGUCCGCCUGCUGUCUGGUGGGAGCCCUGGCCUCUUGGGUCCAGGAGCGCCCAUCCCUCCAUCGCGGGCCCCUACUCUCUGCCCUCCACCUGCCUUGUCCUCCUGGCUCGGUGCACGCUCCACUGUCCCAUGUGACUUCUUGUAAAAUGCCAUCUUAUCUGAGAUGAAAUUGUCAAAAUCCCAAGAUGGUGACAGCAGAGCCUUGAACCCCGUGUGUGCGGGGUUGCAUGCCCAUGAAGCCAGCCCUGGAUUUUAAAGUAACCAGCAGAGGCCCAGCUUGUGAGCCCAGGUUCCCACCCUCCUCUUGUGUCUGGGAGCUGUGGCCGAUGUCCUGGAGGGCUCGCGAUGUCCUGGAGGGCACCCGGCUCCUUGCCUGGGCCUGGCGCUGUGUGGAUGCCUCUUGGGGAUAUUUUUAAUUAGAUUUUAAAAAUGGGAGAGUGUUGGCCCCAGCCAGGAAAACCUUCAAUCUGGAGAGAAAUGAGACCUCCUAGCUUGGGCAUCAUGUGGGUCUCUCCUGAGGGUGGCGGGAGGGGCUCCCCAACAGGAGGGUGUGGGGUUGCUGCCGGCUGCCUGGCCCUGUUGGGAGCAGGCUCCUCAUCCCUCCUGCUGUCUUUCUCCAAGCCCCCCCUUUGUGGCUUUGCUGUGGGGGUGCCACUGAGGUCCCUGUUUCCUGUGUGUGUCCCGGGAGUGGGGUCCGGCGCCUGUGGUUCCCUCACUUACCCCAGGUCCCUUGCCGCCACUGCCCCGGCCACAGCAGCUCUUUUUGGAGUUGUGUCAGUGCCGGAAGUCAUGCUUGCCCUGCUCAGGUUUGGCCAUAGUUGGCCCACUGGGGUUGUGGCAGUACCCUCAGGCCUCUGGGGACUCUGGUAAUGGGAGCAGGACCCGGGGUGCAGUUUGGGACUUAAUUCCAGGCUUGGUGCCCUUAGUCCUUUGACCUUCCAGAACCCACCACCCAACCCCGGUGAGUUCAUGCUGACAGCUGACGCUGGGCUGUGGGGUGUGUGGGCGGGGGACCCUUGCUGGGCCCCCACCCCCCAGCUGCCAGGCUCCUCCCCCUGCCCCCCACCGCCCGUUUCUGUUACCAUUGAGCCGUUCUGAGUGACUCACCGCAGGGCGGGGUGGAGCCUUUGUGCUGGGAAGAGGGCUGAGCCCUGAGGCUUUCUGUGUGCGGAGGCUGCAGGCUCAGGCUUGCAGCUCCAGGCCCAGCUGCUGCUCCUGCCGGAAUGAGUGGCGGUGAGAUGGCGCCUGGGGAGGUGUGUGGCUGGAACACAGCCCGUGUUGGGCCAGGCUUCCUGGGGUGGGAGCUCAGCAGCUCUAAGCUGUCUGUACGGCACUCGGGCGCUUGGGCCUCUCGCCUGGGCUCCUCAGCUGUGCUGCCCCGUCCAGCCUGCCAGCCUGCCUGCCAGGUCCUCUGAGAUGAAACACUUCCGCCUCCACUCAGCAGGGCCUGGGGAGGUCACCAGAAGGCAGGAGCACUGGGUCCCAGAGGCCCCGGUUGUGGCCCCGCUUGAAUUCCCUUUGGGUGCACCUGGGGUUCGCAAAACCUCGGUUUCUGCCCCUCGGCCAACCCCCUCAGCUAAUGUCCUGUACCGACGUGCCCAGACAGUGGGGCGGGGCGCGGAAUGCCUGUCUCUUCCACUGAGGACCUGUACUGGGGCUGCCUGUAAACCACCUCGCCAGCCAGGCUGGAUUUGGGGCCCAAAGAAGCUUCUUUCCAUACUGUGAAAGGCCUUGUCAGGCCCCCAGGGCUGGGGCCAAGCUGACAGUUCCCCAAAAGUUACCGUGCGGGGGUCCACCCAAGUCCUCGCCAGCCCUCCCUCGUUUCAUACUGUGUCCCCCCACACCGACCUCCAAAGCACCCCCCCUGAGGGUCUUUCACCCCUGACGGGCUUCAGACAACUAUGUGUUGUGACGCGUGUGCACAUGUAUACACAGGGGUCCGCGUGCCCACAUGUUCCCUGUCCGAGUGUGGCAGGUGUCGCUGUGGGUCAGGGACGAGGCCUUUGUCCUGGGCACAGGGUCAGGUGAAAGGAAUGGGUGGGAGGUGUCCCUGUGGGUUUAAGGAGAGCAGGGGAGGGCACCCCUCCUUCCACCCGCAGGCGUGCAGCUCUGUGGAGGAGGUGGGUGGCAGAGCCUAGGGCACGGGGCCUUCAGAGGGUCACUGGUGCCUAUAGGACACAGCCGCUGUCCACGUGGGAGGCUUGGAUGCCAUGGAGGUGUCAAGGGUGGCGUCUGAUGAGCCCACACACCUCCUGGCAGCAGGUAUGAGUGUGACACACGCCAGGACCUGGGCCAGACGUGGGGAGAAGCAGGCUGGGCACGUCAGCAGUGGGACUCAGGUGACGGCUGCGUGUUUCUGCUGCUUUCCGCAUCAGGGAGAAAACGCUCUGGCCCCAUGCAGCCGGGGGUCCCAGCCAGAGCCGCUGGUGUCGCUGGAAAGUUCUUCGUCCGACAGAGGGCCUAGCCUUUCCCGUGCACCCGGCGCUUCUGGCAGGGCCCAGGGCCCUUUAUCUGGACACCAGCGUGCCCGUGCUGGGCCAGGUCAGUCCGCGCCCACCGUGUCUUGUUGGCGUUCUUUGUGUCAAAGGCUUGUUGGGCAGGAGGGCAAGCCAUUCUUCCUGGGGGGCCUUUGCGGGGCACGGUUGUGUCAGGCGUGGGUCAGCAGAGCCCUGCCGUCCUAUAAAACAUCCUCUUUUCAUUAAGGCCGACUCUUAGCCCGCCCGCCCGCCUUCCAAGAACUGCGACCACAGCCUCCGGUGCUGUGUCCGCAUUUUUCUUUCUGCA
Hipposideros armiger (great roundleaf bat) is the source of this 9779-nucleotide messenger RNA. RefSeq lists its product as uncharacterized. The transcript has 2 exons. Bases 2570 to 3601 code for a protein of 343 amino acids. Lineage: Eukaryota; Metazoa; Chordata; Mammalia; Chiroptera; Hipposideridae. The record is from RefSeq and is a predicted model, not a curated record.